GAAACUGGCACCUCCUGAAGAACGCAUGGCUUCCUCUGCAGACUUUGGUUGUGCAGUUGAACGCAGGACCUCUGCCGAACCUGCACAUACAGUCCGUGUGAGGCUGCUCAACUGAUGGCCGUUAUUCCGUCGCUUACACAUUAUGAGGUGGUUUGUAUUCAGAUGAGCGCACACCGCCCUUUCCGAAUUCGUCGAGCAGUUAUUGCUAGAAAAGCCUUUUCUGAGUCAGAAAACGUGAAGCCUUUGGAACCGGUUAAAGUGGGGAUUGCAGAACAAUACUGCUGGUGACUUUUUCCAAGGGAGAUCACGCAUCAGGGUCUCACGGAUUGUCCUAAGUUAGUCGUAACUUGCGACAACGAUUCCUUUGAAGACUAACAUCUCGAGCGACAACAAAUUCUUGCACUCUCGUCGACGCGAUGGCUCCAUGCGACGCAUCCACGUCAUCAUAUUCCGCUAACAGCGGGAUCGGCAUGUCGGGCAUGAUGCUGCGAAGCAGCUCGCCUAACGCCACGUCAGCACCAUCACCGCCGCCAUGCAUUUCAACAUCUUCAGUUUCGACUGUCAUGAUCGUUGUCUCUAUUGCGGGAUUCGUUACUAUUAUACUCGCUACAGGCCUCCUCGUGUACAUCUUCCGCAAGCUCGGGUGGGUUCACCUGACGGAUCCUGCGACUGUACCCCAGAACGGGCCGCGCGACUGCGGGCUCUUCGCGAAUCCGCGAAUGUCGCCAAGGGUCUGGAUCCGGCAGUCAUUCGCUCGUUUCCAGUUUACACGUUUCGCGAAGAAAAAAUCGACAGUCGCGGGGUUACCCCUGAGACAACCGGGUUGACCUCCCUCCGCAGAAUCAGCCGCGAAAUUUCGCGAACGCUCAGCUCGUCCUCCCGUCGAAUCAGCAGAGAAUUUUCGAUCUCUCGCUGCCCAACUAGGGAAGAAAACAGCAGCAUCGGCUUUGGACCGGAGAAAGAAAGCGCCCGCGAAACUGGUUCAAAGCGAGGCGAAUUCGUGGUAAACAUCGAGGGUGACGACAAUAUGAAAUUUCCGCUGAGCGGCGACGAGGAGGCGCGGAGUCUUCCGAGUGGUAGUCCCACUCUGACGUGGACGAAUGUGCGCGAGUGCGCGGUGUGCCUGGGCGAGUACGCGGCGGGCGAGCGCAUCAAGGUGGUGCCGGCGUGCGCACACGGCUUCCACGCGGACUGCAUCGACCUCUGGCUCGCCGCCAAAACCACCUGCCCCAUCUGCCGAACAGACCUCAAGCCCGAAGCCCCCCUCGCCCCCAUCCCCCCAUUCCACCAAUCACUUAACAAGAAGAUCCGCGGGCGGGUGUUGCUGCAGCCGACGGAGAGCUAACAGAGAGAACUGGGGCUGGAGGGAUCAGCAGCAGUACGAGCAGCAGCAACUGCAAUGGCAAAAGUAGCAGCAGCAGCAGGCACGGGGGAGCAGCCGGAGCAGCAGCAUCGGCACGAAGGUAAACACAGCAAGACCAAAAUCACGGCGCAAAUCCAAGACUGCUUCGGUUGUUGCUGCAGAUGCCACUGCUGUUCAGCCAAGUGAUAUCCAGGUUUCUUAUUCCCUUAGGGCUGGACAAGACAGCUAAAUGCUCAGAUUGGCUGGUGCCCGAAUGAUUGAAUCAAUGGAACUACAUGAGGAAAGUCUGACACCAGGAUGUACAAUAAUUUUGGUUCUGCAGCAACAUCACCUGUAGAGGCUGAGGAGAUGACAGAGUUGCUUCACUCAGGAAUGCUAUCUCAAGUUACGGAGUACCUUUGAAUACCCAUGAUGUUCAUGUUGAAGUAAAUCGUCUGGUGUUGUAGUAGACUAAGUAUAAACUAUAAACACGAACACUUGGC
Molecule: messenger RNA, 1845 nt
Organism: Closterium sp. NIES-67
Lineage: Eukaryota; Viridiplantae; Streptophyta; Zygnematophyceae; Desmidiales; Closteriaceae
Source: the annotation of a GenBank genome assembly